AUGAGUUAAAAAUAAGAGCGCUUAAUCUUAUAAACAAUGUAUUUGUUGCUUUUCAUUUCAGUUAGUUAGGCUUAGCUACAAGAUUAAAUACCAGCUAAUAAUAAAAAUAGCUUUUGCGAUAGUUAAACUACUUAGUAAUUGCAAUAGUAAAAUAUUGAUUAUGAAUGCGUAGAUAAUAAUAUCAUUUUGCAAAAUAAACUUACAAUUGAGUUAGACUUAAAUUUAGUAAAUUUCUAAACUACUUCUAAAAUAAUCUUUGAAAAUUGUAAUCAAGUAAAAUUAAAUAAAGUAUACCUAAGCAAUUUAAAAAUGGAAAAAUAUUUUGGCAGUUUAAUUCAAUUAAGAAACAUAAAUAAUUUAUAAAUACAAAAUUUUACAGCAGAAUUUAGUAGAAAGAAUGAGGAUUUGCUUAACUUAAUAUAUUUUUAUUAAGUAUAAGUAACAUAGAUAGGAUGUUUUUUAGUUUAUUCAGAGUAAGAAGGCUUGGAUAAUCAUUAUUAAUUUCUAAUAAAUUCAUAGAAUUUGUAUUUCAAAGAAAUUUUAUUUUUAAAUAUUUAUUCAAUUAGUCUUAAUUUUUAUGGAAGUAAUUAGUUAAAUAUAGAUUAGCUUAGCAUAAUUUAAAAUAGUUAAUAUGAAAAAUAAUCAGUCUUUUUAGGUUAUUCAUUUUGCUAUUAUUUAUCUGAAAACCAAAUAAAUAUCAAUUAGAUUAAUGUAGAAAUUAAUAGCAUCUUUGAAGGAAUUAAUAAAUCGUCAAUAUGGUUUGCAACUAUCUAAAUUGAAAAUAGUUAAUCUUAAAAUCCAUCUGAUAUAAAUAUAGGCACAAUAGCCUUCAAAUCUUAAGAUAUUUAGUUUUCAAAUUUAGGAGUAAUUUAAUUUUAAACAGAGUAAAUGUCAACUUCUCUUAAAAUAAAAAAUAUUUUUUCAUAGUAGAUUGACAGUCAGUAUCACAUUUAAAUUCAAAUUCAAAAGAUAAAUAGUAUUUGGAUUGAUUAAUUAACAUUUGAAGGAUUUGGAAACUCUAUGUUAAACAAUUAUAACAAUAACAACAUUUUUUUUAAAUUAUAAAAUGUGCUUGAUCUGAAAAUUACAAAAAUCAUAUUUAUAAAAAAUAAUUUAGUAACUGGAACCCUAUUUGAUGGAAAUGUUUUUUAAUUAAGUAUAUAUAGCCUGGAGAUCUAACCUUUUAAUAAUUUUACAAGAAGCUUAAUUAAUUUAUAGAAUUGUAAUUAUGUUAGAAUUGAAGAUUUAACUGUAGAGGAGGAAGUAGAAUUUAAUGAUUAUUUAUUCACAUUUAAUAAUUUAUUAAAUCUCCAUUUCUACAAGUUUUAUCUGAAUAAAUUCAGUUUCAAGCAAGAAUCGCUAUUUUAUUUAAGCUAAGUUCAUGGGAUGACGAUUUUAAAUUUUGAAUUAUAAAAUGUCAAAACUUAUAAUCAAUAGAGUGCUAUCAUUUAUGUAGAUGUAACUAAUUUUUUUUUUGAAACUAUUUACGAAUACUCAUAUGUUCAAGUAAAUUUAAAAACAGAUCAUAAUCACUUAUAAUUCUUGAAUUUUUAUGGGAGCUUAUAUAUAUUUACUAUUGAGAAUUCUAAUAUAAUAAAUGGCUCAUCAAUUAAUUUGGGUGGGUGUCUAAAUUUCUUCAAUCCUAUAAUUUCUAUAUAAUAAUAAUCUCUAAAGCUCACGAAUACUACUUUAUCUUAAUGCUAAAGCAAAUAUUUAGGUGGAGCAGUUUCUGGAAUUUCAGUAUAAUUUUAGGAAGAAAGCUAAAUUAUAAAUUGCAGCAGUUAAAUUGGAGGUGCUAUUUAUUAAUCUUAUUAUAAUACAGGUGAUUAUGAUAUUAAAUAUUUUAAAAAUAAUGUUGGUUUCUUAGCAGCAGCUAAUUAUAAUUUAGAAAUGAUAAGUUUAAGAUUAGACUCAAUCUAAGAGAUAACUAGUAACAUAGAUGGCUAAAUUCAACUUAUAUAAGUUGAUAAAUAUAUCUAUCCAGGAAUAAUGUAUAUAAUAAAAAUUUCAAUUAAUGUUGAUGAUGUUUGGUAUUCACAAUAUAAUUAAUUAACUAAAUUUGGUAAUAUAUAUGACCUAGUUGUUGAUCCUACUGAUAAUUAUAUAGCAAGUACACCUGAAAAUUUGUAACAUAUUUAUUAUCCAUAUAUAUUAUGGUAAGCUAAAAACAUUACCUUUGAUGAUAAGUAAACAAAGUAAUUUAAGUUAAAUUAAAUCAACUUGGAUUACAAUUAUGAAUUAGACACAAGCCAAUACAAGAUAUACAAUGGAUGCAAAGAUUAGGGUAUGGAAAAAGUCUAUUUAAACAGCUAAAAUAAAUAAUAAUUCAUAUGCGCAUACUGCGAGAAUAUGAAGGUUAGCUAUACUGGAGUAUGUGUGAGUUGCCAAACUGAUUAUUUUGUAGAGUGUUAUUCGAAUUACUCAUUAUUAAGAUAAAACUAUUGGAGAUCAAACUAUACAGUAAACACUUAAGAUAUUUUAUUUUGCUCAAAUAAUCCCUAAAGCUGUGUAGGAGGAAGUGGAGUAGGAAAUGAGCUUUGCUAUUAAGGUCAUGUUGGAGCUCAAUGCUUAGAUUGUGAUAUUAAGGGAACUUUUUGGGAAGAUUAAUACUCUUAAGUAGGAUACUUUUAAUGCACUAAAUGCAGUGAUAUCUCCUAAAAUACAGCUAAAAUUAUCAUUCUACUUGUAUUCCUUGCUAUAAGCUUAAUCAUCAUAAUAAUGUCUUUGCAUAAAAGAUUGAGAAACGAAUUAUAUGCGAUUUACCUAUCUAAAAUGGGUAUAUUCUUUUUUGGAAAAACCCUAUAAAGGCAACAACUUUCAUCAGCUUACAUCAAAAUUUUGCUAUUUCAUAUUUAGGUUUUUAUGGUUUCUAACUAAUUUACAUAAGUAGAUAUCAUUUCUACCUUUUCUAAUUUCUCUUUUCUCUUUUAUAACCCGUUAAGCUCACCUUUCUUCUCGUUGAAUUGUUUGAUUUCUUAAUAUUGGCCUAAUGAAAGUAUAGGUUUUUCUAAUAUUUUGUUAACAUUUCUAAUACCUCUCUCAUUAAGUUGCUUAAUAGCUCUAUGUCCUAUUAUAUUAUAUUUCAUAAGCAAAAAGUAUUUUAGAAAGAGCUUAUAAAUUGCAUUCCUCUCGUUUAUUUAUAUUUUUAUCACAGUAUUUGACUCUAUUUUGCUAGAAAAAACCCUAUCAAGCUUCUUUUGUCUUAAUCUGGAGAAAGACAAAUCUUAUUCUCUGAUUGAUCUUAGCUUAGAGUGUGAAAACUCAGGUGAACUCAAAAAAAUAUAAAACCUAAGCUUAAUUAUAUUGAUAAUAUUUUUAAUUGCUCUUCCUUUAGUAAUUUUCAUCAGGUUAAUAUAAUAAAGAAAAAGACUGAAAAAAGUAAGGGUUAUGUACACAUUUGGUUUUUUGUAUAAUGAAUACAAACAUAAAUUUUAUUCAUGGGAAAUUAUAAGAUUUUUAGUCAGAUAUCUAUUAAUUUUAUUCACUUUAUCCCUUAAAGAGUAUCCUCAAAUAGCUUUAAUUAUGAUAUGCUUACUAUAAUUUACAUAUUUUGUUGCUCUUUAAAGCUAUAGUCCUUUCAUUUCUGCAUUUUUGAAUAACCUAGAAAAGAUCUCAAUAAUAAUAUCAGUAAUAUCUUUGCUUUCAUCAAAUAUGUAUUUGCAAUAAAAUCAGAAUGAAAAUUAAUCCAUCGUCGAUUUUAGAUUAGCUUUUUAUCUAAUUAUUUAAAUAAUAAACUUAAUUUUCAUAAUAUACUGCUUAUUUAUUAUUACAGUCUCAUUCUUGGAGUAAUAGUUAUACAAGCUAAAAAAAUACUUAAAUUGCAGAAUAUUUUAAAAAAUAACUUAAGUCGAUAGUAUAAGAAUAAAUUAAAAUAUUAAAAAACUAAUAAGAUGUGUCAGAUAAAUUAAACUAAGUUAGAAUAUAAUAUAAGACAAUACCAAAUUAUUAAAAUGA
This is a messenger RNA of Tetrahymena thermophila SB210, 3954 nucleotides long. RefSeq names its product transmembrane protein, putative. The record is from RefSeq and is a predicted model, not a curated record. The transcript has 3 exons. Lineage: Eukaryota; Ciliophora; Oligohymenophorea; Hymenostomatida; Tetrahymenidae.